AUGGCUGUACGAGCAACUCGUUUACAAUCAGCUAAACCUCUUACACUUUCUCGAUGGUGGACUAAUGGUUACCAUGGUCAAUCGAUUGCUUUUGUCGAUCAAACAGUACUAUUCUACGCAAUUGAUGAUGGCUUACGUUUUCAUGAUUUUGUUGAUCCUAGUAAUCAAACAUGUUUAACAGUUCAAGCAAACGGAAUCGGUGUUGGAGUUUUUGCUGGAAAUGCUGAUAUUCAUUUAUUUGCUUUUGCUGACUAUCAAAGGCCACCAAUAAUUCAUUUACGACAAUAUCCAUCGUUACAAGAAAUAAAACAAUUUACUGACGGGGCUGAACUUGAAUAUAGUGCAUUAGAAUUUUCAGCAACCGAAGAAUUAUUGUCACUGUCAACAUCGCCAGAUUAUUUAUUAACAAUAUGGAAUUGGCGUACUGGAGUCAAACUAGCUCAAUGUGAAACAACAAAAAAACCACCAGUCGAAAUAAGUUUUAAUCCAAAUUCUUGGUAUGACAUUGGUAUACUUUAUCGCGAUCAAAUUAAUUUGUAUACAUGCGAACGGCGAAAUGAUAAAUAUGUUUUAUUUGAACGGCAAUUAACAUUAGAACUAUUUAAUCAAACAGUUGCUCAUAAUCAACCAACAUAUCAACAAACAAAAACGAAACAAUCCAAUCCACUUCGAGUUGCUGAUGUUAUUCGACGUUUUCCAAGUCGAUUUUCAUUUACAUUAGUUGAUAGUACUAUUGGAACAGAUAAAGGAACCAGUGUUAAACUUGUUGCAUUCGAUACUGAAAAUGAAGAUGCUUUUCAAACAUAUAUCGAUGAAAAAAUUCAGCUUGUUGCUACAUCAUUUUGUUGGGGAGACAAAGGUUAUGUAUUUAUUGGUACAGCCGAUGAUUCUCUCAUUCAAGUACUUCUACAAUUUGAUCGUGAAAAACAACCAUUUCGAGCAACACGUUUUGCCGAAGAAGAAAAAUUCAAAACUACUGGUUCAAUAGGAAUGUUUAAAAAGAUUUCUUUACAUAAACAUGGUCUAUUUUGUGCUGGCGCAGAUGACAUCGUACGUUUAGUUACAUUCGAAAAUCAAGAUGGUGCAUUACAAGAAGCAAACAACGUUAGUGAUGUCAUGGAUUUAAGUGCUAAUAUAGCGACAGUAACAUUCAAUCCAGCUUAUAAUAAUUUAUUUAUUUGUUCAAAACAAGGUGUCGACAUAUUUGAUUUAAUAUCAAUGGAACCGAAGCAACCGUCAAUCGUUCCAGUUGCACUUGGAAAAAUUGUUGAUAUUGCAACUGUUAAUCCAACCAAUGAAAUAGUUGUAACGAUUCGAGAUACUGGUGCAUUAGAAGCUUGGUCAAUCAAGGAUGGUUCAAGAAAAUUCUGUGAAUAUAUUGAAAAUCAAACUAUAAAUCAUUUAGUUACAAGUCCUCUUUUACCAUUUAUGGUUGUUACUUCAAAAACGGGUAUUUUCUAUUUUUACGAGCUCAAUAAAGCUGGUUUUCGUCUUAUACAUCGUCUACGUGUUCAUGGAAAUGAGAUACGUUGUAUUAAAUUUAAUCCUCAUGGUACACUGCUUGUAUCAGUUGGUAUGGAUAAUAGUUUGUUUUUAAUGGAAAUAAAACCUGAUGAGACAUACGUCGAUAAUAUAUUUCAAAUAAUCUAUCGAACUGACCUCGAUGGUGAACCAUUUGCACUUGAUUUAGACGAUUUUGGAAAACGAAAUACAAUUAAUGGUGAUGAUGUUCAACGUGAUUAUGAUGAUGAACAUAUUGGAAAUAUACAAGAGAAAUCAAAUGAAACAAGAAUUGUGAUCGCAUUGAAUGCAAAGACAGAAAAAUAUGGAAGAUUUUUUAUUGUUGAUUUUGAUUGGCAACAAUAUAGAGAAAGUCGAACUUCACAAACAUCUAUUGCAAGUGAAUCGUACGUGGAUUAUGUUAUUAAUGAUUCAACAACAAAAAUUAUAACAAAAACCAAUUUUGCUUUUCAUGAUGCAAUUGAAGAUUUUCUAAUAACAGCUAGAAAUCAACUAAUUACAGUAGGAGCGGCGUCAUUACGAAUGUGUCGUAUUCCAGAUGAAAUUGGCAAGCCAGGAAAAUUAACUAGUGUUGAGGCACAAGAUUCACUUACUGGUUUACCUUCGGCAGGUGGUCAUUUAUACAAGAAUAAAACAAUACCAUCAUGGGUUAUUUGUGUCAGUAGAGAUGGAAUUCUUUCAAUGAUUCGUGCUUCAGAUAUGGCAGUCGAAUCAUCGCUCCCAGCACAUAGUUCAAUAUCGCGUGGAUGUUGUAAAUCUGCAUGGAGUGUUGAUUCGAAAUAUAUUGUUUCCGUUGCUGAAGAUAGUUCUAUUGUAGUUUUCGAAACGAAAUAUGCUGGAAGAUUUGGACCAAAUCUAAGUUAUGCACCAGAAGAACUGAAUCAUAAAAUGAGAAAUUUAGCAACUCUGGUUACUUAUGAAAAUGCAGCAUCAGCUUUAUAUGACAGUAUUAAUGACCGCUUUAGAGCAUAUGAAAAAAAAUUUCAAGCGGUAGGUAUGGUAUCACCAUCAGGACCAAAAGAAGAUUCAUCUUGGUUACAAUUAAAAGAAUACGAGGCGACAUUACAAAAUCUCGAUGCACAUUUAACAUCAAAAAUAGGAAUUCAUAAUGAACUUGAACGCAUUCGAAAAGAACUUCAUGAAUUAAUGGCAAUCAAUGGUACUCGCGAAGAAAAAGCUCAACUUGAUCGACGAGAAUUCGAUUUAGACAGUGAAGAACAAGAAAGACAACGUAAAGAAAAAGAUGCUAUGAUUAGUAAAAUACGUGAUGAAACCGUAACAAAAAAUCUAGUUCGACUUAUGAAACGAGAAGUUAUUAAACAACAAUGUUGGGAUUCGAUGACUGUAAAAGGCCGAUGUAUUGAGGGUAUCAUAAAUCCAACUCGUAAACAAGCAGCACCAAUUGUUGUUGAAAAUUAUCCAUUAUUACCACGUAGUCUUGAAGAAGUAGAAAAUAUUCGUCAAAUUAUCGAACGACGUCGUAUUGAAAUUGCGGAAAAAAAAAUGCGACGACAAAUUUUUUCAGAAGGCUCAACUGUACACGAGACAAGCGUUGAUGCGCCAGCACGUGAAGAUCCAUCAACACUUGAUAAUGAAGAGGAACAUCGUGAGCAGAAAACACAAUCAAUUGCUUUGAUUGGUUCGGUUAGCAAUGAAUUUCAAGUUGAUACAUCAAUACUUUAUAAUCAAUUUGAAUUAUAUACUCCUGAACAAAAAUGGACACAAAUUGUUUUAUUAAAUAAUUUAAUAUAUAAAAUAAAAGAAGCAUUUAAUAAAGAAUUUGAAACUACCUAUCAACGUAAACUACAAGAAUUAGCAAAAAUACGUGAAAAAAACAUUCGAAUUAAACAAAUCAAUGCAGAUUUAGAUGAUACCACUCCAGUUUGGGAACCUGAUUUAACAGAAAAAGAAAAGCCAAUAUUAUUAUUCGAUGUCAAAGAUAGCGAGGUUAAAGUGGAAAGAUAUUAUACAGCGGAACAAUUAAAACAAUUAGAAGAACAACGAUUAAAUGAAGAACGUCGACGUCAAAUGGAAAAACUUGAUAAUUGGCGUGAACGUGGUCUUAAUGAAAUGAUGGGUGGUGUUUUACAAGUUCGACGAGAAGAUGAAUUAAAAAAGGAAAUUCCCAAACCACCAUUUGCUGUUGAGAAACCAGAAGAUGAAUGGACAGAAAUGGAAAAACAAGUUUAUCAACAAUAUUUACAAAAAGUUAAAGAACAACAAGAAGAAAGAGAUAAACUACGAAAAAUUUUAACUACAGAAGCCAGCAAAAUUAAUGAACAAAUCCAAGAAAAUUGUGAUGCUUUUGAACAAAUUCUAAUUCAAUUACAUAGACGAAGAAUUUUAGCACAAACAGCGGCUAUUCAAGAAGAAUUAAAAAUUAGUCGUUUGGUAUUUGCUCUAGUUAAAGAUCGUCUCAUCGAACAACUAGAAGAAACAUAUGAAAAACGAGCUAAAACGCUCGAAGGAAAAGUUCAUGGACUUGAACUUUCGAAACGUGCCUUAGAAGAUAGUAUUAAUAAUAUUGAUAGUGAUAAACGACGAUUGAAAGCUGAUGACACAUUUGAUAAGCAAUUUCCUCGAGAAUUCGCUGAUGUUCCGUCGGCAUUACAAGAUUCUCUUAAACGUUUAUUAACAAAACGACCUAAAUUGAAACAAACGAAAGCAGUCGAUGAAUUUAAUCCAUAUACAGCUCGACAAAUGCGUUUACUUGAGCUUGAAUUUGAUAAAAUACAAGCCGAAGCUGAUUCGUUUACGAAUGCACCGCCAAAUAUUGUUCGCAACAUUUGGGAACGUUUUGUUGAUUUUCGAAAAAGACGUGGCGAACUUGAACGAGACUUACGACUUCAAGAACAGGAAGAACUUGUGAUUAAAAAUUUAAAAAAUAUUCGUGAAACUGAAUUGACAAGAAAAAAUAUGGAAUUUGAACAGAUACAAAACCUUCUUACUGCGUCGAGAGAUGCUCGUAUUGAUGAUACAUUUGAUUUAUAUGUACAAAUUGUUCUUAAACAAGGCCAAAUUGAAAUGGAAGCACAACCAGCUGAUCUUUCACCUGAUCAAUAUCGAAAUACGGAUGUGGAACUUGUGAAUCGACAUGAAAUUGAAGAUUUAAAUAAAUCCAUUAUUGAAUCAGCAAAUUUAAAAAUACGCCAUAUGGAAAAAACCAAGGGUGUUGUCAAUGAAUUACAAUCGAUGAAAUGGGAAAAAGAAAAACUAACGUUUGAAAUAACUGACUUAAAACAACGCGCACAAGAUAUAACAUUCCUUAAAGUAACAAGAAACGUUCAAGAAUACUUAGCAUGUCGAGAUGAUACAACAUUCGAAUCGCACAAACAACGUGAAUUACAAAUGUUAGAAGCAACCAUUGAAAAAAUGAAACAACGCUUUGAAGAUCAAAAACACAUUAAAGAAAAUGAAAUUCAUAAAUUACAACAUGAUAAUUUAUCUAUUGCUAACGUAACACUCGCUGUCGAUGAAGCCCUACAAAAUGCAAAUGUUAAUCUAUAUGAAAGAAAAAAUAUUAUUGAUCAAAGAAUUGUUGAACAAUCAAAAGUAGAACAACAAGAUCGUAUUCAACAAGUAGUACGACGUCGUCGUCUUGUAGAUUUAGCUAAAGCUCAAGCACAAGAAGUUGCUUAUUUACGUGCUGAAGUUGAACGUUUACGUAUGAAAACAUUUCCAGCUCUCGUACAAAUUGAACAUUAA
This is a messenger RNA of Rotaria socialis, 5226 nucleotides long. Lineage: Eukaryota; Metazoa; Rotifera; Eurotatoria; Philodinida; Philodinidae. The record is from the annotation of a GenBank genome assembly.